This is a messenger RNA of Chenopodium quinoa (quinoa), 1498 nucleotides long. Its product is annotated as protein JINGUBANG-like. NCBI's taxonomy places the organism in Eukaryota, Viridiplantae, Streptophyta, Magnoliopsida, Caryophyllales, Amaranthaceae. The record is from RefSeq and is a predicted model, not a curated record. The transcript has a single exon. Bases 103 to 1416 code for a protein of 437 amino acids. Gene Ontology annotation, molecular function: protein binding.
GAUUAAAUGCAUGGUUUUGCAUGCAUAAAUCCUCCUCCAUCCAUUGCCCUCAAAUAACCCUAAUCCAAAUUCCACUCACUCAAACAAUUUUGAUCUCUUGCAAUGGAGGAUCACCAACUCACUACCAAGAAAAACACCCUAAUUUCUACCUUCUUUGAUGAAAAAAUUACAGAAGAUCAAUCAUCCAACCUUCCACACUUAUCCAUUCAACCUUCACCAACCCCAGCCUCGGCCUCGGCCUCUUAUCCUUUUCUUCUCUAUUGUUGCAUAUCCUCGCUUUGCCAUGAUGAUGGUGCCAUCAACUCUAUUGCUGUAUCCGGAAACCUAGUAUUAACUGGGUCGAGCACCACCCGCAUCCAUGCAUGGCAGUCACUCGACUGUCAUGCAAAAGGCUACAUAAAAACUACAUCGGGUGAUGUCCGAGCCAUGGUGUCUCAUGGUGACUUGCUAUUCACUUCACAUAAAGAUCACAAAGUGAGGAUGUGGAAUAUGAAAAAUCCUAGAGGUGAUUUUGAGCCUAGAAAAGUCACAACCCUACCUAAUAAUAUAACUGGCCAUUUCAAGAACUACCCCUUUCGUAAGCAUGCAAUUGCCUUACAACAUAAGGACACUAUCUCUUGCAUGGCCUUUAACCAUGUUGAAGGACUACUAUACACUGGCUCAUUUGAUAGAACUAUAAAAGUUUGGAAGUUAAAUGAGAAAAAAUGUGUUGACUCUAUUAUAGCUCAUAGAGGAAACAUCAAUGAUAUGGUAAUCAACCAACAAAAUGGGUAUCUUUUCACUUGCUCUUCGGAUGGAACAGUCAAAAUGUGGUUAAGGGCUUAUGGGGAGACAUUGCAUACCCUCAUCAAGGUCCUUAAUUUUAACACCUGCCCGGUUUAUGCACUGGCCUUAAGUGUGUCACCAUCACAUAGAAGUAUCUUGUAUUCAGGACCUUCUGAUGGAUGUAUAAAUUUUUGGGCGGAAGAGAAUUCGUUUCAGUAUAAUCACAAUGGUUUCCUAAAAGGACACCAUUUCGGGGUUUUAUGCCUAGUGACUCUCGAGGAUUUGGUGAUCAGUGGAUCUGAAGACUCGACGAUUAGGAUGUGGAGAAGAGAAAAAGGACGAGUUAUUCAUGAGUGUCUUGCUGUUUUAGAAGGCCAUAGAGGGCCUGUGAGAUGCUUGGCUGCUUACUUGCCUAAGGAUAAGGCUAUGAUGAGUUUCUUAGUGUAUAGUGCUAGCUUAGAUCGAACGUUUAAGGUGUGGAGAGUUAAGUUGUUACGAGAAGUGAAGAAAUUCACCGAUAACUCUAGCACUCGAGAGGAUGGUAUGGAGAGUGAAGGAGAUCCUAUAGGGUUUGAGGCAAGCCCUGUGAUAUCUCCUUCUAGGGUCAAGAAGAAGCUUCGAUAUCGUAAUCCUCAAUUCUUCACUAGUUAGUUUUUCAAAUCUUGAAUUUUUGGCAAUGUUAAUCGCAAAUUCCGAGGUAUUGUAAGAAAUUCAACACACUAUCUACCUUGAA